UUCGCAAGUAAACGGCAUCUUUCAGGAAGAAACUCCCGAGUAAAAAGCGUCAAGCGUUGAACGACCGGCUUCUGUCAGGUUUCAGGAAGGUUUUUCAGAGGUUCCUUCUUCCUCAUAUGCUGCUUUUUCUGAAGGAGGCAUAGUCAAAAUGCUGAUUAAAGAAUUCCGAAUUGUCCUGCCCAUUUCUGUGGAGGAGUACCAAGUUGGUCAGCUGUAUGCAGUCGCAGAGGCCAGUAAGAAUGAGACGGGUGGAGGAGAAGGUGUGCAGGUGAUCGCCAACGAGCCAUAUGAGAAGGAUGGAGAGAAGGGACAGUACACCCACAAGAUCUACCACCUGCAGACUAAAGUGCCAAGUAUUAUUCGUCUGAUAGCUCCAAAAGGUUCUCUCAUGGUUCACGAGAAGGCCUGGAAUGCGUAUCCUUAUUGUCGAACUAUUCUUACAAAUGAAUACAUGAAAGAUUUCAUGAUUAAGAUUGAGACGUGGCACAAGGAUGACAUGGGGGAUCAGGAGAAUGUACAUGGACUGGACCAAGCGGCAUGGGCCAACACUGAAGUAGUCGACAUUGACAUUGCUGACAGAAGUUGCAUAAGUCCAAAGGAGUACAACCCAGAUCACGAUCCAGCCAUCUUUAAGUCAGAGAAGACAGGCAGGGGGCCUCUGGGACCAGACUGGAAGAAAGAACUUGCUAACAACCCCAACUGUCCACACAUGUGUGCCUAUAAGCUGGUCACUGUUGAAUUCAAGUGGUUUGGACUACAGGGCAAGGUGGAAAAGAUGAUUCACAAGGUGGAGAAGCGCUUGUUUACCCACUUCCACAGACAGCUUUUCUGCUGGAUUGACAAAUGGUAUGAUCUGACCAUGGAUGACAUACGACGCAUGGAGGAGGAGACAAAGAAGGAGCUGGAUGAGAUGAGGAAGAAUGACGAAAUUAAAGGCCUGGCCGUUGAAGAUGAGUGAUGGCAGCUGACUGGAUAACACAAUCUCUCUCUGACACUGGAGGAGUUGACUUCAUUCAGCAAGCUUACACUCCCUGGCUGAGACACUGGGCCUAAAACAGCUUCAUAGGCAUAAUCAGGAAAUCCAGACUUACAUCAUAAUAAAAUUUGUUCUUAAUGAA
Messenger RNA from Scatophagus argus, 1118 nucleotides. RefSeq names its product phosphatidylinositol transfer protein alpha isoform-like. The coding region runs from base 149 to 958 and encodes 269 amino acids. The record is from RefSeq and is a predicted model, not a curated record. The transcript is spliced from 12 exons. Gene Ontology annotation, cellular component: cytoplasm. Gene Ontology annotation, biological process: phospholipid transport. Lineage: Eukaryota; Metazoa; Chordata; Actinopteri; Scatophagidae. Gene Ontology annotation, molecular function: phosphatidylcholine binding; phosphatidylinositol transfer activity; phosphatidylinositol binding.